Messenger RNA from Eruca vesicaria subsp. sativa (arugula), 1677 nucleotides. The record is from the annotation of a GenBank genome assembly. NCBI's taxonomy places the organism in Eukaryota, Viridiplantae, Streptophyta, Magnoliopsida, Brassicales, Brassicaceae.
AUGGAUAUUCCAAAGGACCAGAUCGCUACUCUAAUGGAGCAUGGUCUCUACGACUCAGCCGAAAUGCUCGGCUGCUUCCUCGUUUCGUCUUCUACUGUCAGCGCUGAAGCUAGUCCUCAUCUAAAGGCGGAAACUUUGAUUCUACUUGGAGAUGCUUUGUUUCAUCAGAGAGAGUAUCGUAGAGCUAUUCAUACGUAUAAGCAAGCGUUGCAUCAUUGUGCGAGGGCUCCGAAGCAAAGCUCUGGUAUUUCUAGGAGUUCGUUAUCUUUGUCUACUAGAUCGUCUCUGAAUGCUUCUAGUGUCUCUGCUAUUAAUGAGAGUGAGGUGAGGUUUAAGAUUGCUUCAUCUCACUUUGCUCUUGGGGAAACCAAAGCUGCGAUCGCUGAGAUGGAAUCUGUCAAGACAAGAAGCUUGGAGAUGAAUGUACUGAUGGCAAAGCUUCAUCGAAGUUCUGGAUAUAACCGUGGUGCUAUUGCUUUUUAUAAAGAGUGCUUAAGGCAAUGUCCUUAUGUACUCGAAGCCAUCAUAGGAUUAGCUGAACUUGGAGCCACUGCAAAGGAUAUCAUAUCAGCUUUUACUCAGGCUUCAAGUAGAAGUACAAAAGUUUCGCUUGAUCAGAUUGAUCCUACCCGUUGGUUACAGCGAUAUGUCGAGGCCCAGUGUUGUGUUGCUUCACAUGCUUACAAAGGGGCGCUGGAACUCUUUGCUGAACUUUUACAACGAUUUCCAAAUAACGUACACUUGUUGACUGAGAUGGCAAAGGUUGAAGCCAUUAUUGGGAAAAAUGAUGAGGCCAUAAUGAGAUUUGAGAAGGUUCGAUCAAUUGAUCCUUAUACACUUACCUGCAUGGAUGAGUAUGCGAUGCUGCUACAGAUGAAGUGCGAUUAUUCCAGGCUAAACAAGCUCGUCCACGAUUUAUUAAGUAUUGAUCAUACCAGAGCAGAAGUAUUUGUAGCUUUGUCUGUACUAUGGGAAAGGAAAGAUCCAAGGACGGCAUUGUCUUAUGCUGAGAAGAGUAUCAGGGUUGAUGAGAGGCACAUACCCGGCUACAUAGUGAAGGGAAACUUCCUUUUACUAGCAAAACGACCAGAAGCUGCAGCGAUUGCCUUCAGGGCUGCUCAGAAUUUGAGGUCUGAUCUUCGUUCAUAUCAAGGAUUAGUCCAAUCUUAUCUGGCAUUUGGCAAAACCAAAGAAGCAUUGUAUACCGCUAGAGAAGCAAUGAAUGCAAUGCCUCAGUCUGCAAAGGCUCUGAAAUUAGUUGGUGAUGUUCAUGCUAAUACAUCAAGUGGCAGGGAAAAGGCGAAAAAAUUCUAUGAGUCAGCUCUGAGGCUUGAACCUGGAUACCUUGGAGCAGCCAUAGCUUUAGCUGACCUACAUCUAAUGGAAGGGAGGAAUGGAGAUGCUGUAUCACUACUUGAACGGUAUCUAAAAGACUGGGCUGAUGAAUCUCUCCAUGUCAAGCUAGCUCAAGUGUUUGCUGCAACGAAUAUGCUACAAGAUGCUUUAUCACACUAUCAAGCUGCAUUAAGGAUAAAUCCACAGAAUGAGGCAGCCAAAAAGGGACUAGAUCGCUUGGAGAAACAGAUGAAGGGAAUAGACCCGGAUGCAGCUGAUGAGAAUGACGAGAACGAUGUUGAAGAUGUUGAUGGAGACACUGAAGAAGCAGAGCUCAUGUGA